Scatophagus argus is the source of this 3838-nucleotide messenger RNA. It is a transcript of the gene enpp4, whose product is annotated as ectonucleotide pyrophosphatase/phosphodiesterase 4. Bases 148 to 1527 code for a protein of 459 amino acids. Lineage: Eukaryota; Metazoa; Chordata; Actinopteri; Scatophagidae. The transcript is spliced from 8 exons. The record is from RefSeq and is a predicted model, not a curated record.
AAAAUAAUUAGAACGCGCUCGACGAUUUCCCGGUAUUUGUGUAUUUUGAGGAAGUAGAGAAGCGAUGUCGUUGCGGACAUAGACUGAAAGGAAAAGUUAUUUAACAGUACUGCCUGGAGGACCACUGCCUGUCCCUCCUGUAACAGGAUGUUGCUGAGAAUACUGCUGGGCUUCCUGUGUGGUGUUAGCGCUUUGGCCACAGAAAACCACACGGCUCAGGAAGGUCCUCCGCCUCUGCUGCUGGUGUCGUUUGAUGGCUUCCGAGCGGACUACCUGCAGAGGUUUCCCAUGCCAAACCUGAAACUUCUGUACAGCCAGGGGGUCCUGGUGGACCAGCUCACCAACGUCUUUGUUACCAAGACGUUUCCCAACCAUUAUAGCCUGGUCACAGGGCUGUACGCUGAGUCUCACGGUAUCCUGGCCAGUUUUAUGUACGACCCUGUCAGCCACAAGCACUUCAGCCCCAGCAAUGACAGUGACCCGAUGUGGUGGAGCAACGCAGAGCCCCUCUGGCUCACGGCGCUGGACUCUGGGUACAAGACGGCGGCCGUAAUGUGGCCUGGCUCCGAUGUGACCAUCAGAAACCGCACAGCAACACACUUCCUUCCAUAUAACUCUAAUGUGACAUUCCAGCAACGACUGGAGAAAGUGAUCAACUGGAUCCUGGGAGAUGAAAAGGAGAAAGGAGUAAUGUUUGCAGCUCUCUACUGGGAGGAGCCAGACCGGUCAGGUCACUUGUAUGGCCCUGACAACGCCACAGCAAUGGGCAAAGCACUGAAAGAGGUUGAUGACAACAUUGGCCUGCUGAUGUCAGAGCUGAAGCGGACCGGCCUCUUUGGUCGCAUCAACGUCUUGGUAACCAGUGACCACGGCAUGGCUCAGUGCUCGGCCGAGCGCCUCAUACGCCUCGAUGACUGCCUCCACCCUGACAACUACACGCUGGUUGACCUCUCACCUGUCGCUGCCCUCAUCCCACAGACAGACCCAGAGACCAUCUACGCCCUGCUGAAUAAGUGCCACGCCCACAUGACAGCGUAUUUGAAAAAGGCCAUCCCUGAUAGGCUGCACUACAGGAACAACAAACUUAUCCAGCAAAUCAUACUGAUUGCAGACGAGGGCUGGACCAUAGUGCAGCGAGGGGACAAGCUGCCGAGAUUGGGCGAUCAUGGCUACGACAACUCCUUGUCCAGCAUGCAUCCCUUCCUGGCAGCGACCGGGCCCAGCUUCCGUCAGGGUUAUCGAACCAGCGUUUUACAGAGCGUGGACAUUUAUCCGCUUAUGUGCUACCUGCUGUCGGUGCCCGCGCGGCCCAACAACGGCACCCUGACCAAGGCUCGGUGCCUGCUGGCUGCUGAGACCUGCUGGGAUGUGCCCCUGAUGAUCGGCCUUGUAGUGGGCGUCCUACUUGUGCUCACUACUAUCACUGUUCUUUUCAGGUUUCUGAGCUCCCGCCGCUCGUCAGGCCCCCGGCCCUUCCAGAGGCUUCAGGUUGACGACUACGACGACGACGACCCCCUGUUGGAGUAAACCAGUCAUAGCCUGUCAGCACACACUAAUCCGUGUCCCCUGUUUGUGCUCCAAUAGGUACUUGACAUAUUGCACUUUACUCACUGGGGCCGUUGUCCUCAACAUGACACGUGUGUGUGCUGUAUGUAUAUACAUGCAGUGGAAAGAUGUGUUGUUUUGAAAGCCUUCAGGCCUGCUGGCAUCUGCAGUGGAGUUGUGCACUGGUGUAAAAACAGGCGUAUGAUAUGAUCGCUGUCACUGACUCUCCAUGUUGUUGCUGUUGUUCAAAGUCUUACUACGAUAGACUUGAAAAUGUGACAAUAAGCCAGUGGUGUUUUAUUGUGGAAUGUAAUUUGUUUUAAUGUUGAGUCUUUCGGGAGCAGGAUGAUGACAUUUUUUUAAGUUACUGAUUUAAGAGAUUGAUAUUUUUCUGCUGGAACUGGGUAGAACAAUGUAUUUUGUGUGUGGGGGGGGGGUGUUUGUGUACUUGUAGUGUUACUUUUCGUCAGCAGGGGGAGCCAGUCGCUCAUUUUAGAUUAUAAUGUAAGAUCUUGUGAUUCGUGGAGUGGAAAGCUUGAGAGCCUGUGUGCACUGUUAAUGAGUUGGUUUAUUCGUUCCGCUGAUACCUACCUACAGCUUACAGUGUCUGUUUGACUGAUAGAGAGACGAUAAGAGAAGGUAGAACGUUGACUGUUGGACACACACAACACAUUGUAAGUUAUUAUGUAAGUUCUUAAUCAGUUGCUCAGAACGCUGCUUUGUCACUUAAUGACAGCCAGCCCGGUGAUAUUUUCCUGUCCCUAACACGCCUGACCCAUAACCAAUGACUUACGAAUACAAAUCCAUUAUUUUUCCUUUAAAAGAAAACAGGAGUUACAGGAUUGUGAAACUCUGAUAUAAAUCCUACCAAAGACUAUUAUUAAAAUGCACAACAGUUGCUCCAAAGAGACCACAUAAGCAUCUGAAAAAAGAUAUGUAUUGUAUAGCAAAAUAUUAUUUAUUAACAUCAGGUAGAACACACUGGAUUUUUAAAAAAUGAUUGGUGAGUUGAAGCUCGACAAAAUGUUUUAGGAGAAAGUUUCAUAUUUAUGUGACGCUUACUAUGAAUAAAUCCCAUGAAGAGACCAAAGCCAACCUCGGAUAAAUGUAAGUUUUGCCUGUGUAUCAAAACCUGAUACAUCUAUUUUUUUGAUAAUGUAGAGCUUCGUUGUUGGCCAAAAACUGUUAAAAACACCAUCUGUUAUAAAUACUCAUCCGCGGCUGAAAGUAGUCCUAAAUACCCCUGUUCUCUCCUGUGUGAGAAAUGUCUUCUAAUGUCUUCUGAACCCCUUUUUUUUUUUUUUUAAUUUACAUCUGUAGGAACUGGUGCCAGCUGCAGGGUUGUGUUGUAGAAAAGUAUUGAGGGACAGAUUAAGAUCUUGUCAGGUUUGGCCUUUUCAUGGGAUUUUUUUUCUUGACAAUAACAAAACUGUAGAGUACUUUAAUGCAGUGCGUCUUGCAUGCGUCUCUGAUCAAGUAUCUGCAUGUUCACACAUUUAAAUGUGUGUUUAAGCACACUCCUUGCUACUGAACCAAGCAAAGAGGAGAAAUUCCACUUUGUCUUCCUCUUGACGUGUUCUGUUCUUUAUUCUGCGUAGAGCAUUUGUUUGGAUGUCAGUAUCCAGCAUUGCUUGUGAUGCCUUGAUAUAAUCACUGUUAACAAAUGAGAUUACAUGGAUAACUCACUCUGGUAGUUUUGUCUUUUCCGGCUCUGGUAAGUUUCCCCCUUCUUGAAGAGUAUAAACAUUUCAGAUAACAGUGGGCUUUUUCCCCCAUCUUCUUACUCUGUGUAUUAUAAUCUAAAACAAUCUAAAGCAGUGUAAACAGGCCAGUAGUAUUGCAUGAAAUGCAGGAUGCAAGUCUGAAGACAGUGGUCUCAUAUCUACGGUGUCAUAUUUGUGUUGUGAUGUUUAAAUACUCCCUGUAAGCUGCAUCUUUGCACUGUGUUACUGUUUCCAGACAAGUGUAAACUGUUACUAUGCAAAUCCUGCUUGGCUUGUAGAGAGGUACCCGUGGUUUAAUAUAAUUUUUAAUCCAAAUGAAGUUGAUUUGAAAAUCAGACAUUUUGCGUUGUGAUUCAAAAGACUGUAAAAACCAUUCACAUCACAUGGAAAGGAGAAGCGACACACAUUUGGAAAAAUUAAUUUAUGUUCCCUUAUAUUUUUUUUUUCUCCAUCGCAGUCACAACAUUACAAUGUAAUAAAAUGGUAAAUAUAUAAAAUCAAACUCAAUACUGACGCAUAUACAUUUCUGUAUUGUGUUCAAAACCAAAUAAACUACAUGUUUUUAUUUA